UCUGAAGAGACAGACCUGGUAUGUGAUCAGAUCUGGUUCUUGGACUCUCAAGAUUUAGGAUCUAGAUCUUUACACCCGAGAGUCUCUACCCGAUGAAAUCCUGGAGUAUGAGGGUGAACCCGGUGUUGCAGCUGUCUGUUUUGCUGAUGGGAUUCUGUCAGGCCCAUCGUGCCCUGGCAACAGAUGACGCCUCCACAUCACAGGAGUCAGGUGAGGUUCCCGUGUCCCAGCUGAGGAUGCUCUCACUGGGACUGGCUCACCUGCUGCACGGGGUGGAGAAGAACACCGAGCAGCUGGAGCAGCAGGGAGAGCAGGUGGCGGCAGAGCUGGACGGGGCCACCAGAAGUCUGGAGAGCCUUCAUAAGCAGAGUUUAAAGUCAGGACGGACUCGCAGGCAGGUGAGGAGGGAUCUGCAGAUACUGAGUGCCCGGGGGGACAGGGUGUGGACGGCGGUCAAAGAUCUGCAGAAGGGGCUGGAGGAUCUGGAGACAGAGCAGAGAGCCACGCAGCACCGGAUGAACCAGAUCCUCCAAAGAGUGAAGAGCCUGACUCAGCUGAGGUCAGGAGGUCAGACUCAGCUCGGCGUUGGCUUCAUGAGGGUUAUCUUGGAUAAACAGGCCCAACAGCUUGCCAGUCUGACCUCAGUGGUUUCAGCCCAGGACAGGCUGAUCGACAGACGCCUGCAGCGCAUUCAACAUCUGGAAAAACAGGUGUCUGACAGCGCCCCAGCAGCACUGAGGGCAGAUUCUGACUCCAACUGUGUCUGAUGAGGACAGCUGCAUCAACACACACACACUCGAAACAAAUUCACUCACAAGCAGCAGUGAAAAUGAGUUUGUAAAGAAUGAACUGUACUACAGUGCAGGUUGAGAUGAAAACUGUUGGGACUACUAUUCUGUCCUCAACAAGAUACAGCUCUGUUCACAAAGGGUUCAGAAA
Messenger RNA from Seriola dumerili (greater amberjack), 939 nucleotides. RefSeq lists its product as uncharacterized. The coding region runs from base 93 to 767 and encodes 224 amino acids. The record is from RefSeq and is a predicted model, not a curated record. NCBI's taxonomy places the organism in Eukaryota, Metazoa, Chordata, Actinopteri, Carangiformes, Carangidae. The transcript has 4 exons.